This is a messenger RNA of Doryrhamphus excisus (bluestripe pipefish), 2200 nucleotides long. It is a transcript of the gene slc2a15b, whose product is annotated as solute carrier family 2 member 15b. Gene Ontology annotation, cellular component: plasma membrane. Lineage: Eukaryota; Metazoa; Chordata; Actinopteri; Syngnathiformes; Syngnathidae. Gene Ontology annotation, biological process: dehydroascorbic acid transport. Gene Ontology annotation, molecular function: D-glucose transmembrane transporter activity. The record is from RefSeq and is a predicted model, not a curated record.
CGCGCGGAGUUUGGAGUUUGACAAGUUGUCUUUAUUCCAGCCCUCAACACGCCUUCAGUCCGUGUCACCGCGGCGUGGAGAAUACAAUUUAGCAUGCAGUGUGGGUCUUUAUAACGUUUUACACGAGACUUCUCUCAUUUUCACACCGAGGGACUUACUUUUCAUACUUUUCACCACCUCGAUGGCGGAGGAACUGUUGCUGUGGAACGAUGCAAAACCUAGCUCGCACCUCACAAAGUCACUGCUGGCGGUGGCGUUCCUGUCCUCGUUCGGCAGUUCCAUGCUCUACGGCUUCAACUUGGCUGUGGUCAACUCUCCCGCGCAGUACAUCAAAGCCUUCUACAACGAGACGCUUAGGGAAGAAUAUAACUGGAUUCCAGAUGACAAGCACCUGACGCUCUUGUACUCGCUGACUGUCUCCAUCUUUGCUAUCGGUGGAAUGAUCGGCGCACUGUUAGUCGGAAAAUUGGUAACCAAAUACGGAAGGAAGGGGACCCUGGUGAAAUCCACCGUGUUGGUGUUCCUUGGUGGAACCCUCAUAGGCCUCAGCAGAGCAUGGAGGGAACCAUCUAUGGUCAUCAUUGGACGCUUCAUUGUUGGAGUGCACUCCGGAAUCUGUCUCAGUGUGGUGCCAAUGUACCUUGGAGAGAUUGCCCCCAAGAAUCUGCGAGGAUUCCUGGGUCUUAUUCCCAGCAUCCAUAUUUGUCUCGGGGUCUUCAUCGCUCAGGUCCUCGGGCUUCAAGAGCUGUUGGGAAAGGAAGAGCACUGGCCGCUGCUCAUGUCUCUUAUCGUAUUUCCAACCCUGGUCCAGCUGAUGUUUUUACCAUGGUUUCCGGAAAGUCCACGGUACCUGUUGAUCGAAAAAGGAAACGUUCACGCCACCAUUGCAGCCCUCAAGUGGUUCCGUUCUAGAGGAAACCUCCAGUUGGAGGUGGAGGAGAUGCAAGAGGAACAACGCUCUUUGUCCUCCAUCCAGACGCUAUCUGUGUGCAGCCUCCUCAUGGACCGCUGCGUUCGCUGGCAGCUCAUCACCGUGAUUGUGGUCAACGUCGGCAUGCAGCUGUCUGGUAUUGAUGCGAUCUGGUUCUACACAAAUGAUAUAUUCAGGAAUGCUGGAAUUCCCGACCCAAAUAUUCAGUACACAACAGUCGGGACCGGAGCCAUUGAGGUCAUCUCUGGAGCAAUAGGCUGCUUUACUAUUGAGCGCGUGGGGAGGAGACCACUGAUGAUUGGCGGAUACCUUUUCAUGGCUCUCUGCUGUGCUGGCAUCACAAUGUCUGUCCUCUUCCAGGCUCAACUGGCCUUCCUGCGCUACAUCAGCGUGGGCUGCGUUGUUGGAAUUAUUGCCGGCUUCUGCAUUGGCCCAGCCGGUGUUCCCUUCCUGAUCACUGCUGAGCUGUUCAAGCAGUCGCACCGACCGGCGGCCUACACCGUGGGAGGUUGUCUCAACUGGUUGUCCAACUUCACCAUCGGUUUCGUCUUUCCCUUCCUGGAGCUGGCCACUGGUCCUUACUGUUACCUCAUCUUCUGUGCGAUCUGCCUGGGCGUGGCCAUCUACACCAUCUUCAUCAUUCCCGAGACUAAGAACAAAACCUUCAUGGAAAUCAGUAAGAUGUUUUCCUCCAAGAACGACAUCCCUGAGGAGGAGCUGGCAUCCGAUGAGCACCUGAAGAUGGCGCUCAUGAACGGCUACGGGACUGUGGGCCAUUAUUGAAUAAAGUAAGCGGAGAAGAGGUGGAUCCACUCCCUGGAUUGAUUGAUGUAACGGCGAACGAGGUUGGAGAUGUACACAAUGGACACCGAGACGAUGCGCACUACAUGUGACUCGUGUGUUACUAUCAACGUGUUCUGUACUGCACGUCAGACAAAGGUCACGAACCAAAGCGUCUCUAAUGGAGCAUACGAAGCAUUUUAAUCCGUUUCCUAGCAUCGUGAUCCAUUUUGCAGGAAUUUGUUCCCCCGGCGUUAUUUUCACAUAUUUCAAACACAUCCCAUGAUCCUUCCAGAUAGUUCAUACGGAGUGGUGACACAUUUCUAUUUUUAUGAUAUGAUAUCUCUUUUUACUUAAGAGAGCUGGAUAUCGUGGCUACUGUAGUAGUCAUUUUAUGGCUGAGUUUUAAUUUAUCAACAUGUCUGUUGUAAGCGUUCAAAACGCAGUGUGGUCAGAGUCAAUGGGAGAUAUUCAAUAAAAUUAGCAAUU